Adineta ricciae is the source of this 759-nucleotide messenger RNA. NCBI's taxonomy places the organism in Eukaryota, Metazoa, Rotifera, Eurotatoria, Adinetida, Adinetidae. The record is from the annotation of a GenBank genome assembly.
AUGCUUCAUGACAAAGUCCGAAUUUCGACCAUAUGUUUUCCACUAUCGAUUCUCCCUGUGACAUUCUUUGUUUAUCUCAUCUUUCGACAUUCAGAUAAAAAUGAUCUCGGCCCUUGGCCAUUUUUGACGCUUUAUCAGUCGAUAUUCGAACAACAAUUAGCUAUUUAUCGAGAACUUGUCCACCAAGCGUCGGCUUUGUUAUUACAAAAUACAUCGGCUUUAGUUCCGCUAGAACAAAUUCGUCCUGUUUUAGAGAGAAUUCAAAAAGCAAUUGCGAUCUUUCAACAAGAAAAAAUAAUCAUUAAAAGUGAAACAGAAUUGGAUGGAGUCGAAACCGACGUUGAUAAAAAUGACUCCAAUUCAUCCAAAGAACAAUCGUCAGUAAAAAAAGAAAUGAAUACACCAGUUAAAGUUCGACCUGUGGUACGACUUGAACGCGUCGAAUUGAACAGAGAUCUGGUAGCAGAACGUCGAUUACAUGACGAACAUGUGAAUAGAAGUUUUCAACAUGAUUGUUCAACCCGAUGUAGAGUGGAAGAUAAUAGUAGUAGACCAAGAGAUUCCUCGGAUGAUAUUACUAUUGAAUGCAUCAGUAGUAUCGCUGAUGGGGAUGGAGUUCAUUCAUCGAAAUCACGAAAAUCAACCGAAGAAAACUACCAGUCUCGUAUUGGUUCACCAAAUUGUUCUGGAAAGAAGAAAUGUGAUAAAACGAAGAAGAAAAACGACAAAACAAUUACACUGAAACGCUUACAAUCGUAA